GAAGCAGAACUGCUGAAUGCUCUAGCCUGCCCUCCCCUUGCCAUCUUAAGGAGGACCUUGACAGUCUGAGAGGAGCUGUCAGCAAGACAGUGUUACCCUGAAUAUAGAAAGACAGGAAAGGAUCCUUUGAGAAUGUCGAGCUCUCUGGUUGUGUGUGAAGUGGAGGAAAGUCUGAAAGAUAAACUGAAAAAGUUUAGAUUCCGAAAAGAGACCAACAAUGCUGCCAUACUGAUGAAAAUAGACAUGGUGAAACAACUUGUCAUCCUUGAGGAAGAAUAUGAGGACAUCUCACUGGACGAGUUGAGAGAUGAACUUCCAGAGCGGCAACCCAGAUUCAUUGUCUACAGCUACAAAUAUGUCCAUGGUGAUGGGAGAGUGUCUUACCCUCUGUGUUUCAUAUUCUCCAGUCCAAUGGGAUGUAAGCCAGAGCAGCAGAUGAUGUAUGCAGGCAGUAAGAAUCAACUGGUCCAAGCUGCAGAACUCACAAAGGUCUUUGAAACAAGAAAUGCUGAUGACUUGACAGAGGAAUGGCUGAAGAACCAGCUGGCCUUUUUUCGCUGAAUAUGCAUCUCCCAUAUCUCCAAUACUAUCAGCCUUUUUCUUUAAAUCUUCACUUGUUGUGCAUGUUACUUGUGCUAUUAAAUGAUUUACAAUACGAAA
This is a messenger RNA of Dicentrarchus labrax (European seabass), 660 nucleotides long. RefSeq names its product glia maturation factor, gamma (gene gmfg). Gene Ontology annotation, biological process: actin filament debranching; negative regulation of Arp2/3 complex-mediated actin nucleation. The record is from RefSeq and is a predicted model, not a curated record. The transcript has 7 exons. Gene Ontology annotation, molecular function: Arp2/3 complex binding; actin binding. The coding region runs from base 133 to 561 and encodes 142 amino acids. Gene Ontology annotation, cellular component: actin cortical patch. Lineage: Eukaryota; Metazoa; Chordata; Actinopteri; Moronidae.